GCAUUGGUGUCACUAUACGGUUACACGGACUGUUUCCUGCCAAGUGCAGAAUGGGUCAGAAACGGUGAUCCAGCGAGUUUAUCAGAGCUGCCGGUGGCCAGGACCUUGUGCCAACUUAGUGAGGACUCUCAUCAGGCCCACAUACAAAAUGUCCUACCGAACUGUGACCACGCUGGAGUGGAGGUGCUGUCCUGGCUUCACGGGGAGCAACUGUGAAGAGGGUUCAUCUGGCUGCCAGCACGGUUACUUUUCCAACCAGGACCAAUGCAUGAACUGCACGAGACUAGCGGAUAUGACCGAGAGGCUAAACACACUUGAGGCCAAGAUCCUUCUGCUCGAGGCUGCGGAGCGAAGCCCGCCGUUGGAAAACAACCUGCCAAUCACUGGGACGACGGCCACGUGGUACGAUGAUUUGCUACCAGAUGCCUUUCCCCUGCUAAAUCCCGGGACUGUCCUGAGGAAAACAGUGGGAUCUGUUGAGCCUAAAGGACACAGAGGUGCAGAGGAGCAGCUAAUACCACAAGGGCUGCCAGGACAGGUUGGUCCUCCAGGCCCAGUCGGACCAACUGGUCUUCCAGGACCACCAGGGCCAAAAGGAGAGAAGGGACAACCUGGUGAGAGGGGCCCAGCAGGGCCACCAGGGCUGUUAGGACCUCAAGGACCGAGAGGACUUCCAGGAGAAACCGGGAUCCCAGGUCCCCCAGGUCCUCCAGGGCCACCAGCCACCCCAAGCCUCCCUCUUACCUUCCAACAAGGGGUUCUCUACUCACUCCAGCCCACAGCUGAAAAAGAAAAUGGAGAACCCCAGCUGGCCUCCACCGUCAUAGACACCAUCAUGGCUGGCCUGCCAGGACCACGGGGAGCCCCGGGCCCUGUUGGGCCACCAGGGCCACCAGGCGCAUCAGGACCCAAAGGGCCACCAGGACCUAUCGGAGUCCCCGGAUCACAAGGCUUACCGGGCUCUCCAGGACAACCCGGGCCAAAAGGCUCCAAAGGAGACCGAGGAGAGAGAGGGCAAGCAGGUCUGACUGGAGAGAGGGGCAUUAAGGGAUUUCCUGGUGAACCAGGCAAGAAGGGUGAGGAAGGUGACAAAGGUGCUGAUGGGGAAGGUGUCCAACAACUUCGAGAAGCUCUGAAGAUUUUAGCUGAGAGGGUAUUAAUUCUUGAGCACAUGAUAGGAAUUCAUGACUCUUUAUCUUCCAUUGAGCCAGGCUCUGGACAAGAUGGGAUCCCGGGCUCCCCUCUGCGAACCAGCAUCAAGAUCAAACGUGGAGGACCCCAGCAGCCGCAGGCCUACCAGAUCCUCUCUUCACUGCUGGAUGACAGUGAAGCCAAAAGGAGAAGCAAUCGGAUGAAGUAG
This is a messenger RNA of Aptenodytes forsteri (emperor penguin), 1360 nucleotides long. It is a transcript of the gene COL26A1, whose product is annotated as collagen type XXVI alpha 1 chain. The record is from RefSeq and is a predicted model, not a curated record. Gene Ontology annotation, molecular function: protein binding. The annotation marks the transcript as partial. The transcript has 15 exons. NCBI's taxonomy places the organism in Eukaryota, Metazoa, Chordata, Aves, Sphenisciformes, Spheniscidae.